CCAGGUUGCAUCAAAUUUUGCAAAACAUGAGGAGGCAAUGCCCCCAAGCCAAUACCCAAUCCAUCAUUUGCUGACCCAAAAAACUGACAAAAGAGCCGUGCCAUGACCCCAAGAAUAUGCAUUUGGUUCUGGUAUUCCUCUGCAUGCAUUUGCAUUAUUGCCUUCUCAUGCUCAAGUUACAAUGCAGCAAAACUCUCCCUCCACUCCAUCUUGUCCUCCUCCAUCCUCCUCCUCCUCAAACAAUUCCUUCUCUAACCUCAUUCUUCUUUCAAACUCCUUCCUUGCCCACGCCAACUCCACCUUCCUAUCCGCCAACCUUCCCCCCCAUUUGCCGCAUUUCUUUCCUGAACUCCAUUUCCCUCUUAUUUUCUUCCCUUCCUACCUCAUCCUUCUCUCUCACAAAAUCCCUUUCCCUUCUUUUUUCUUCCUCCCUUUCUUCUCCCCAUUUGCCGCAUUUCUGUCCUCAACUCCAUUUCCCUCUUAUUUUCUUCCCUUCUUUCCUCAUCCUUCUCUCUCACAAAAUCCCUUUCCCUUCCUUUUUCUUCCCUCCUCACGACAACAUCUCUCAAUUCUUCGAGUUUACUGGCAAUGAUCCCAAAGCCCUUACUUACCCCCUAUCCGCUUGCUCAAUUUCCUUGCCUGAAGUGCAGCAAUAUCUCCAAAUUCCCUCCUCCUAACAAAUUCACCUUCACUCCCCACCUUAUCUUCCCCACCAUCAUCCCCAUCUCAAUUUCAUUGUCACUUACCUUUCUCCCUUUCAUCUCGAGCGCCACAUCACCAAAAACUUCUUUAUACUUCAAGAAAUUUCUCUCAGUGGCCCUCUCCAUCUUUGCAAUCAAACUCAUCCUCGGAAAUUCUAAUCUUCUGCUUCACACUCAGGUACUGGUGCCUCAUGUACCUUGAUGGAAACAUCACGCCAUGACUACUUGAAUGGGAAGGUAACUGGGUCCUGGAGAUGGUGCACGGACUUAACGUGGUCAGUGAUGGCCGGAGCUUUUCUCCUGAGUUGAGAAGAUCAGAAUAUUUAGAGAGUAGUUUUUUGUUCUUCUAGCUCUGACCAUUUCUUCAGUUUCAU
This is a messenger RNA of Rubroshorea leprosula, 1075 nucleotides long. Lineage: Eukaryota; Viridiplantae; Streptophyta; Magnoliopsida; Malvales; Dipterocarpaceae. The record is from the annotation of a GenBank genome assembly.